AUGGAUAAAGGGAAUGCCAUUGUUGUUAUGAAUAAAUCUGACUAUUUGACGAAAGCAAAAGAGAUAUUAUAUGAUGAAAGAGCAUUUAAAAAAUUAAUUCAUAAUUUAACUGACAAACAUGAAGAAGAACUUAAUAAAUUUCUACUGCAACUUAAAAGGAAUAAAAUUAUUAGUCCUGAUGAAUAUAAAUUAAUGAGGCGGGAUACAGGUUCAAGAACACCUGAAACUUAUUUCUUAGUUAAAGUGCACAAAUCAGGGCAACCAGUUCGACCUAUCAUCUCAAGUUAUAAUUCAUAUAAUUAUAAUACGGUAAAAUAUUUAGCAACGUUACCAGCAAUUUCACAGUGUCCCUCUUAUGUAAAAGAUUCAUUCGGUUUUGCAAGAAUUAUAAAAGAGAAUAAAGACUUAUCAGGGCUCAUAUAUUCAUUAGAUGUAUCAUCUUUAUUUACGAAUGCUAUUACGAAUUUAGAAAAGGCUAUUAAUAUUGCUAUAAAGAAAAUUAAACAAUUCCAUCCCAAAUUAACUAUAGAUGAUGACAACUUGAGAGAAUUAUUUUAUUACUGUACAAAAAGAACUAAUUUUAUAUUUAACAACGAGCACUAUGAUCAAAUAAACGGCGUGUCAAUGGGCAGUCCGAUUGCCUCUAUAAAAAAGAGAAAAGAUUCAAAAUUAAUUACAUAUGUUUAUAGAAAAUCCACCGACACCGGUCUAUAUCUCGAAUGGACAGGUAAUCAACCCCGCAAUUAUAAAAUUAAUUUAAUUAAAUGCCUAUGUUUUCAUGCAAAAAGAAUGUGCUCAUCGAAUAGUCUAUUUAAACAACAGUUAGAAUAUUACAAAAAGAUUUUUAUUGCGAAUGGAUAUCCAUGUAAUGUUGUUAAGAAAACUAUUCGUAGUAUUGAAUUAAGUAUUAAUAAGAAACAACCCGGUCUGAAUAUUCAAAAAUUAUUUAUUCCUUUUCCUUAUUACGGUGAAUGUUCUAUAGUGUUAGCAAAUAAGAUUCGGAAAAUAUCACAAACUUUCACAACACAUAUUGUAUUUGGAUUUAAGGCUGAAAAUAGAAUCUCUUCAUUGUUUAGCAGAACCUAUCGUUGUAGUAAUGAUAAUAAGAGAAUAGCAUAUGGUUAUUCAUGUUAUGAUUGUGAUGGAUAUUAUAUUGGUCAGACAGCGAGAGGUGCAGAAGUUCGGAAAGAAGAACACAAGCUCUUAAGGGCAUGGGAUACUCCAAAAUUGCAGAACAUUACUUUAAUAAAAUUCACAAUAAUAAUUGGGAUAUAA
Messenger RNA from Didymodactylos carnosus, 1275 nucleotides. Lineage: Eukaryota; Metazoa; Rotifera; Eurotatoria; Philodinida; Philodinidae. The record is from the annotation of a GenBank genome assembly.